ACUGGUCCAGAACCAAUGACAACCACAACAACCACUACACCACCACCAACAACAACCACAACAACCAUUACUCUGACAACAACCCCUUCCACUACGCCCUCAACAACCCCUACUUCACCAACACCCACUUCACCCACUACUACUCCACACUGCCUGACCAAGACUGUCUGUGAAUGGUCAGACUGGAUUAGCAAAUACUAUCCCUCUGUUGGACCAGAAGGAGGAGAUUUUGAAACCAUAGAAAAUAUAAGGAAAUCUGGAAUUAAUAUUUGUAGCAAACCUAAGGAAUUAGAAUGCAGAGCCAAAGACAACAUCUAUGUUCCUUUGGCCGAACUAGGUCAAAAUGUUGAAUGCAAUCCCUCAGUUGGACUGAUAUGCCGCAACAAGGAUCAAGGCAUCCCACCAAUAUGCUACAACUACGAGAUCAGAGUCAGAUGUUGUGUUGAUGUUUGUAGCAAUGAGACAACUACCACCUUAGAAAGGCCCACAACAACCAUUACAAGAUCAACAACUACCCCAACAACAAGAACAACAACAGAAAGUCAAACAACAACUACCCCAACAACAACAACAACAACAGAAAGUCCAACGACAACAACAACAACAGAAAGUCCAACAACAACAACUACCCCAACAACAAGAACAACAACAGAAAGUCAAACAACAACAGAACGUCCAACAACAACAACAGAAAUUCCAACAACCACAACUAAGUCAACAACUCCAUCCAUAACAACAAUAGUAACAGAGGAAGUUACAACUGGUCCAGAAUCAACAACACCUACCACCACCACAGAAAGUCCAUCAACCACCACAGAAAGUCCAUCAACCACAACAACAUCUAAGACAACAACAUAUUCCACAACAAGUGAAACAUCAGAGGAAGUUACAACUGGUCCAGAAUCAACAACUACCCCAACAACAAGAACAACAACAGAAAGUCAAACAACAACAGAACGUCCAACAACAACAACAGAAAGUCCAACAUCAACAACAACAACUAUGUCAACAAAAUAUACCACAACAAGUGAAACAACAAAGGAAAUUACAACUGGUCCAGAACCAACAACAACCACAACAACCACUACACCACCAACAACAACCACAACAACCAUUACUCUGACAACAACCCCUUCCACUACGCCCUCAACAACCCCUACUUCACCAACACCCACUUCACCCACUACUACUCCACACUGCCUGACCAAGACUGUCUGUGAAUGGUCAGACUGGAUUAGCAAAUACUAUCCCUCUGUUGGACCAGAAGGAGGAGAUUUUGAAACCAUAGAAAAUAUAAGGAAAUCUGGAAUUAAUAUUUGUAGCAAACCUAAGGAAGUAGAAUGCAGAGCCAAAGACAACAUCUAUGUUCCUUUGGCCGAACUAGGUCAAAAUGUUGAAUGCAAUCCCUCAGUUGGACUGAUAUGCCGCAACACGGAUCAAGGCAUCCCACCAAUAUGCUACAACUACGAGAUCAGAGUCAGAUGUUGUGUUGAUGUUUGUAGCAAUGAGACAACUACCACCUUAGAAAGGCCCACAACAACCAUUACAACAUCAACAACUACCCCAACAACAAGAACAACAACAGAAAGUCAAACAACAACAACAGAAAUUCCAACAACCACAACUAAGUCAACGACUCCAUCCAUAACAACAAUAGUAACAGAGGAAGUUACAACUGGUCCAGAAUCAACAACACCUACCACCACCACCACAACAACAACAACAACCACCACAGAAAGUCCAUCAACCACAACAACAUCUAAGACAACAACAUAUUCCACAACAAGUGAAACAACAGAGGAAGUUACAACUGGUCCAGAAUCAACAACUACCCCAACAACAACAACAACAGAAAGUCAAACAACAACAGAACGUCCAACAACAACAACAGAAAUUCCAACAACCACAACUAAGUCAACAACUCCAUCCAUAACAACAAUAGUAACAGAGGAAGUUACAACUGGUCCAGAAUCAACAACACCUACCACCACCACCACAACAACAACAACAACCACCACAGAAAGUCCAUCAACCACAACAACAUCUAAGACAACAACAUAUUCCACAACAAGUGAAUCAACAGAGGAAGUUACAACUGGUCCAGAAUCAACAACUACCCCAACAACAACAACAACAGAAAGUCAAACAACAACAGAACGUCCAACAACAACAACAGAACGUCCAACAACAACAACAGAAAUUCCAACAACCACAACUAAGUCAACAACUCCAUCCAUAACAACAAUAGUAACAGAGGAAGUUACAACUGGUCCAGAAUCAACAACACCUACCACCACCACCACAACAACAACAACAACCACCACAGAAAGUCCAUCAACCACAACAACAUCUAAGACAACAACAUAUUCCACAACAAGUGAAACAUCAGAGGAAGUUACAACUGGUCCAGAAUCAACAACACCUACCACCACCACAGAAAGUCCAUCAACCACCACAGAAAGUCCAUCAACCACAACUAAGUCAACAACUCCAUCCAUAACAACAAUAGUAACAGAGGAAGUUACAACUGGUCCAGAAUCAACAACACCUACCACCACCACCACAACAACAACAACAACCACCACAGAAAGUCCAUCAACCACAACAACAUCUAAGACAACAACAUAUUCCACAACAAGUGAAUCAACAAAGGAAGUUACAACUGGUCCAGAAUCAACAACUACCCCAACAACAACAACAACAGAAAGUCAAACAACAACAGAACGUCCAACAACAACAACAGAACUUCCAACAACAACAACAGAAAUUCCAACAACCACAACUAAGUCAACAACUCCAUCCAUAACAACAAUAGUAACAGAGGAAGUUACAACUGGUCCAGAAUCAACAACACCUACCACCACCACAGAAAGUCCAUCAACCACCACAGAAAGUCCAUCAACCACAACAACAUCUAAGACAACACCAUAUUCCACAACAAGUGAAACAUCAGAGGAAGUUACAACUGGUCCAGAAUCAACAACUACCCCAACAACAAGAACAACAACAGAAAGUCCAACAACCACAACUAAGUCAACGACUCCAUCCAUAACAACAAUAGUAACAGAGGAAGUUACAACUGGUCCAGAAUCAACAACACCUACCACCACCACCACAACAACAACAACAACCACCACAGAAAGUCCAUCAACCACAACAACAUCUAAGACAACAACAUAUUCCACAACAAGUGAAACAACAGAGGAAGUUACAACUGGUCCAGAAUCAACAACUACCCCAACAACAACAACAACAGAAAGUCAAACAACAACAGAACGUCCAACAACAACAAGAGAACGUCCAACAACAACAACAGAAAUUCCAACAACCACAACUAAGUCAACAACUCCAUCCAUAACAACAAUAGUAACAGAGGAAGUUACAACUGGUCCAGAAUCAACAACACCUACCACCACCACCACAACAACAACAACAACCACCACAGAAAGUCCAUCAACCACAACAACAUCUAAGACAACAACAUAUUCCACAACAAGUGAAUCAACAAAGGAAGUUACAACUGGUCCAGAAUCAACAACUACCCCAACAACAACAACAACAGAAAGUCAAACAACAACAGAACGUCCAACAACAACAACAGAACUUCCAACAACAACAACAGAAAUUCCAACAACCACAACUAAGUCAACAACUCCAUCCAUAACAACAAUAGUAACAGAGGAAGUUACAACUGGUCCAGAAUCAAUAACACCUACCACCACCACAGAAAGUCCAUCAACCACCACAGAAAGUCCAUCAACCACAACAACAUCUAAGACAACACCAUAUUCCACAACAAGUGAAACAUCAGAGGAAGUUACAACUGGUCCAGAAUCAACAACUACCCCAACAACAAGAACAACAACAGAAAGUCCAACAACCACAACUAAGUCAACGACUCCAUCCAUAACAACAAUAGUAACAGAGGAAGUUACAACUGGUCCAGAAUCAACAACACCUACCACCACCACCACAACAACAACAACAACCACCACAGAAAGUCCAUCAACCACAACAACAUCUAAGACAACAACAUAUUCCACAACAAGUGAAACAACAGAGGAAGUUACAACUGGUCCAGAAUCAACAACUACCCCAACAACAACAACAACAGAAAGUCAAACAACAACAGAACGUCCAACAACAACAAGAGAACGUCCAACAACAACAACAGAAAUUCCAACAACCACAACUAAGUCAACAACUCCAUCCAUAACAACAAUAGUAACAGAGGAAGUUACAACUGGUCCAGAAUCAACAACACCUACCACCACCACCACAACAACAACAACCACCACCACAGAAAGUCCAUCAACCACAACAACAUCUAAGACAACAACAUAUUCCACAACAAGUGAAUCAACAGAGGAAGUUACAACUGGUCCAGAAUCAACAACUACCCCAAUAACAACAACAACAGAAAGUCAAACAACAACAGAACGUCCAACAACAACAACAGAACGUCCAACAACAACAACAGAAAUUCCAACAACCACAACUAAGUCAACAACUCCAUCCAUAACAACAAUAGUAACAGAGGAAGUUUCAACUGGUCCAGAAUCAACAACACCUACCACCACCACAGAAAGUCCAUCAACCACCACAGAAAGUCCAUCAACCACAACUAAGUCAACAACUCCAUCCAUAACAACAAUAGUAACAGAGGAAGUUACAACUGGUCCAGAAUCAACAACACCUACCACCACCACCACAACAACAACAACAACCACCACAGAAAGUCCAUCAACCACAACAACAUCUAGGACAACAACAUAUUCCACAACAAGUGAAUCAACAAAGGAAGUUACAACUGGUCCAGAAUCAACAACUACCCCAACAACAACAACAACAGAAAGUCAAACAACAACAGAACGUCCAACAACAACAACAGAACUUCCAACAACAACAACAGAAAUUCCAACAACCACAACUAAGUCAACAACUCCAUCCAUAACAACAAUAGUAACAGAGGAAGUUACAACUGGUCCAGAAUCAACAACACCUACCACCACCACAGAAAGUCCAUCAACCACCACAGAAAGUCCAUCAACCACAACAACAUCUAAGACAACACCAUAUUCCACAACAAGUGAAACAUCAGAGGAAGUUACAACUGGUCCAGAAUCAACAACUACCCCAACAACAAGAACAACAACAGAAAGUCCAACAACCACAACUAAGUCAACAACUCCAUCCAUAACAACAAUAGUAACAGAGGAAGUUACAACUGGUCCAGAAUCAACAACACCUUCCACCACCACCACAACAACAACAACAACCACCACAGAAAGUCCAUCAACCACAACAACAUCUAAGACAACAACAUAUUCCACAACAAGUGAAACAACAGAGGAAGUUACAACUGGUCCAGAAUCAACAACUACCCCAACAACAACAACAACAGAAAGUCAAACAACAACAGAACGUCCAACAACAACAAGAGAACGUCCAACAACAACAACAGAAAUUCCAACAACCACAACUAAGUCAACAACUCCAGCCAUAACAACAAUAGUAACAGAGGAAGUUACAACUGGUCCAGAAUCAACAACACCUACCACCACCACCACAACAACAACAACAACCACCACAGAAAGUCCAUCAACCACAACAACAUCUAAGACAACAACAUAUUCCACAACAAGUGAAGCAACAGAGGAAGUUACAACUGGUCCAGAAUCAACAACUACCCCAAUAACAACAACAACAGAAAGUCAAACAACAACAGAACGUCCAACAACAACAACAGAACGUCCAACAACAACAACAGAAAUUCCAACAACCACAACUAAGUCAACAACUCCAUCCAUAACAACAAUAGUAACAGAGGAAGUUUCAACUGGUCCAGAAUCAACAACACCUACCACCACCACAGAAAGUCCAUCAACCACCACAGAAAGUCCAUCAACCACAACAACAUCUAAGACAACAACAUAUUCCACAACAAGUGAAACAUCAGAGGAAGUUACAACUGGUCCAGAAUCAACAACUACCCCAACAACAAGAACAACAACAGAAAGUCCAACAACCACAACUAAGUCAACGACUCCAUCCAUAACAACAAUAGUAACAGAGGAAGUUACAACUGGUCCAGAAUCAACAACACCUACCACCACCACCACAACAACAACAACCACCACAGAAAGUCCAUCAACCACAACAACAUCUAAGACAACAACAUAUUCCACAACAAGUGAAACAACAGAGGAAAUUACAACUGGUCCAGAAUCAACAACACCUACCACCACAACAACAACAACAACAACAACAGAAAGUCAAACAACAACUACCACAGAAAGUCCAUCAACCACAACAACAUCAAAGACAACAAUAUAUUCCACAACAAGUGAAACAACAGAGGAAAUUACAACUGGUCCAGAAUCAACAACACCUACUACCUCUACCACAACAACAACAACCACCACAGAAAGUCCAACAACAACAACAACAUCUAAGACAACAACAUAUUCCACAACAAGUGAAACAACAGAGGAAGUUACAACUGGUCCAGAAUCAACAACUACCCCAACAACAACCCCCACUACUACCCAAAUAACAACCCCUACCAUUACCCCAACAACAACACCUACCAUUACCCCAACUACAACCCCUACCAUUACCCCAACAACAACCCCUACCAUUAUCCCAACUACUACCACAACAACAACUCAGACGAGGACUACCUCUGAGGUUAUAACAACAGCCACCACCAAAGCAUCUACCACAACAACAGACUUCACUGUAGUCACAAAUCCACCAUACACAAAACCAACAGAAAAGCAAAUCUCAAACUUGACAAGACAGACAGAAGAAACUACUAUAUCAAACCCAACCACAACCCCUACCAUUACCCCAACAACAACCCCUACAAUUACCCCAACAACAACUCAUAUCACAACCCCUACUACUCCCCCUACCAUUACCCCAACAACAACCCCUAUCAUUACCCCAACGACAGCCCAUACCACGACCACAAGCCCUACCACGUUAUGUUUUUGCACGUACAAAAAUCUACAUUUCCCGGCUGGUUCCUUGAUAUAUAAUGAGACUGAUGGGGCAGGCUGGUGUUUCACCUCUUACUGUAACUCAAGUUGUGUUGUUGACAAACAAGCCAGACCAUGUCCCUCUACGACCCCGGCUACAGUCAGCACUGUCUCAACUACAGUCAGCACUGUCGCAACAACAACAGAAGCUACACAUUCUACAACAUCUACAUUGUCCCCGACUACACCUUACAAGGGCUGUGAAUAUGUCAUUCCACCAAGAAAGGAUGGUGAGACUUGGAAGACAGACAACUGCACUACUCAGAUUUGCCACAGGGGUGUAAUUACCACCACGCCUGUGGACUGUAAGUCUGUAGAAAAGCCUGUGUGUGAAAAUGGAUACCCACCAGUGAAAGUCUAUGAAGAAUCAGGUUGCUGCUAUCACUACGAAUGUGAAUGUAUAUGCUAUGGAUGGGGAGACCCUCAUUACGUCACAUUUGAUGGCCAAUAUUACAGUUUCCAGGAAAACUGCACCUACGUUUUGAUUAAAGAAAUAGUUCCUCGACAGAACUUCAGUGUCAUCAUCGACAACUAUAACUGCGAUCCGUCUGGACAUGCGACCUGCCCUCAGUCUCUGAUUGUCAAUUACAAGUCCUAUAAAAUCGUUCUUACUCCGAAGAGAUUAAACGUGACAACAAAUAUGGUUUACAUCAAUGGAAAUCAGAUCUUCCCAACCUUUUCUAAUGAAGACCUCAUGAUCACCAGCACUGGGGUAGAGUUACUGUUGAAGAUCCCUGCCAUUAAAGCAACAGUGAUGUUUAAGUCCCUUAUGUUCAGUGUAACCCUGCCAGACUCCCUAUUCCACAACAACACAGAGGGGCAGUGUGGUACCUGUGACAAUAUCAGGAAAAACGAUUGCAGAUUACCGAAUGGAAAGAUUGACCCAUCAUGUCCUGGGAUGGCUCAUGAAUGGAAGAUUCCUGAUGUUAAAAAACCCUACUGUGAACGGCAACCCGUUAUCCUACCUACCCCCACACCUCUAACCUGCCCGUCAGGAAAGACAUCAAUCUGUGACAUCAUACUUAGCCCGGUCUUUAAGCAAUGCCAUGAUGUUAUCCCACAACAACCCUUCUUCGAGGCCUGUAAGUUUGAUGUCUGCAACAUGCCAAAUAUCUCAAUCGGCUGCUCCAGCCUGGAAACCUACGCUGUGAGGUGUGCAGCAGCUGGAGUCUGUAUCGACUGGAGGAAAUCAACUAAUGGAACAUGUGAUCUGACAUGCCCUAAGACCAAAGUGUAUAAGGCAUGUGGCUCUACUAUCCAGCCAACAUGCAAUUCAAGAUACAAUGACAAAUAUGUGCAUCCAUGUCAAGGAGCACAAAUGAGCCGUGACGUUGUAUGUGACUCAUUCAUGGAGGGCUGUUUCUGCCCUGAGGGUACCAUCUUGUUCAACACAUUCUCUGACACCUGUGUUCGUGACUGUGGAUGCACAGGACCUGAUGGAAAACCCAAACAGUUUGGUGAGACUUGGUACAGUAACUGCCAGAAGUGCACGUGUAAUGCUGACACAAUGAGUGUCCAGUGUGAACCAGUGAAAUGUCCGCCCCAAGAAAUUGUUACCUGUAAGAAGUACGGUGAGGUGUUGGUCAACGAGACGGUGGACUGCUGUCAGAAAAAUACAUGUGUUCCCAAACCUGUUUGUGUCCACAACAAUACUGAAUACACGCUUGGUGAAAAUAUUCCCAACGGCACCUGUGAGGAGUGCAAGUGCGGUCCUAAAAAGGAUCCAGUCUCCAAGCUAUAUGUUGUUGAGUGUGCCCAAAUCAACUGUUACACCACCUGCCCAACGGGUUAUGAGUAUGAAGUCGUACCUGAGAAAUGUUGUGGAACGUGUGUACAGAAGGACUGUGUUGUCGGUCUCCCAGAUACCACGUCUCACAUCAUUCAGCUUGGGAAGUUUUGGUCGCCCCCUAGUGACCGCUGUGUGAAGUAUGAAUGCACAAAGACAAAAAACAACCAGCUCAUCGUUGUGGAAUCCAAAUUUAAAUGCCCAGUGUUCCGUCCAGAGGACUGUGUCCCUGGAACUGAGAAAACUGAUGCAAAUGGAUGUUGCACAACCUGCACUUUAAUCAGUCACUGUGAUGUGAAGAACACCACCACCUACCUUGAGGUGAAUAACUGCAGGUCCUCUGUGCCGGUGGAAAUCUCAGCCUGCGGGGGAUCCUGUGGAACAUCUUCUAUGUACUCUGCAGAGAAAAACACCCUGAUGCACUCCUGCUCCUGCUGUCAAGAGAUGUCUACCAGUGAGAGGAAGGUGGAGAUGGUCUGCCCUGAUGGGAAGAAGAUCACGCAGUCCUACAUUUACAUUGAUAAGUGUGGCUGCCAUGACUCUGAGUGUGACAAGAAGAACCACUUAGAUUAGGCCUUGACGAAUGAAGUCUUUUGAAGUGUUCUUAUUUACCUGCAUGGAAUAUUCAAUAGUUUUAUCUAAAGGGAACCAAUAGGGUCUGUCUCAUUAUCAUAUAGGCUACUUUCAUGAACUGCAUGUCCUUUCUCUCUACCUACACUAUCAUAGACAUAAUGCAAACCUAUUAAACUGAUGAAGAAGCAUGAA
Molecule: messenger RNA, 9594 nt
Organism: Oncorhynchus gorbuscha (pink salmon)
Lineage: Eukaryota; Metazoa; Chordata; Actinopteri; Salmoniformes; Salmonidae
Product: mucin-2-like
Exons: 20
Coding region: 16-9402 (3128 amino acids)
Cellular component (GO): extracellular matrix
Molecular function (GO): protein binding
Source: RefSeq, a predicted model, not a curated record